CCGGAACAUUUGACUCACGUAUAACACCUAUAGCAACACAGCGAUGAGAAGGUAGCGCCCAAACACCUCUCAAGCUCAUAUUCCACUUCUCUCGCAUUCCGGGUCGGCCAGCCGGUCUUAGGACCUUUCCCCAUAUUUUUGGAAGACCCCACUACAGGUCAUACCAGCACCAUGGCGAGCAACGCUCAACCCACCAAAGUGCCCAUCCUUGGGAAAGAGUCAAUUGUCGUCGACUACGGACUAUGGCAGAACUACGUAGCACAUGAUCUGCUAACUUCGAUUCCUUCCUCAACCUACGUUCUCAUUACCGACACCAACAUUGGGCCGCUCUACAUACCCACCUUCGAAAAGAGCUUCAAGAAGGAAGCUUCGAACCUCAAAGAGCCUCCACGACUUCUUACGUACACAAUCCCGCCGGGCGAGAACUCGAAAUCGCGGACUACAAAGGGGGUGGUGGAGGACUGGCUGCUGUCGCAAGGAUGCACGCGAGACACGGUCAUCAUUGCGCUGGGCGGAGGUGUCAUUGGAGAUAUGAUAGGUUUUGUCGCGGCCACAUAUAUGAGAGGAGUCAGGUUCGUCCAGGUGCCUACGACGCUUCUAUCAAUGGUGGAUUCGUCCAUAGGUGGCAAGACGGCUAUUGACACCCCCGCGGGCAAGAACCUGGUGGGCGCAUUCUGGCAACCGGAGCGGAUAUACAUUGACCUCAAGUUUCUGGAGUCGCUGCCAAAGCGCGAGGUCAUCAAUGGCAUGGCCGAGGUGAUCAAGACCGCAGCCAUCUGGAACGAAGAGGAGUUCACCGCUUUGGAAGGCAACGCCGAAAGGAUCCUCGAAGCCAUCGAACAGAAGCCGGUGAAUGGGCGGCGGAAUCUGGACGGCAUCGCAUCGAUCUUGAAGCGCAUAGUCCUAGGCUCUGUACGCGUCAAGGCUGAGGUGGUCUCCGCAGACGAGCGCGAGGGCGGUCUCCGGAACCUUUUGAACUUUGGGCACUCGAUCGGACAUGCUAUGGAGGCUAUCCUUACUCCUCAGAUUCUCCACGGCGAGUGCGUCGCUAUCGGAAUGGUCAAAGAGGCUGAGCUCGCAAGAUACCUGGGCGUUCUGGAUCCGUCUGCAGUUGCGCGUCUGACGAAGUGCAUUGCAAGCUAUGGGUUGCCGACGUCACUCGCGGAUAAGGUUGUGAGAAAAAGAUCGGCCAACAAGCACUGCCCCGUGGACGAACUCAUAUCGAUCAUGGCCGUCGACAAGAAGAACGCAGGAAAGCAAAAGAAGAUUGUGCUGAUCUCUGGUAUUGGUAGGACAUACGAGAAGAAGGCUAGCUCCGUCGCCGACCGUGACAUCAAGAUCAUCCUCUCGCCGAGUAUCAAAGUCCAUCCAGGAAUCCCGUCCGAUUCGAAUGUCAUUUGCACGCCUCCUGGCUCCAAGAGCAUUUCAAAUCGCGUCCUGGUUCUCGCGGCGCUCGGCACAGGCUCCUGCAGAAUCACCAAUCUCCUCCAUUCGGACGACACCCAGGUCAUGCUGGAUGCUCUCUCCAAGAUGCAGGGCGCUCAGUUCGCCUGGGAAAACGACGGAAAGGAGCUCGUGGUCACUGGAAAUGGAGGAAACCUGAAAGCUACCGAUACCGAGCUCUAUCUGGGCAAUGCUGGCACUGCAUCCCGUUUCUUGACCUCUGUAGCAACAAUCGCCCAGCCGCAAGGAUCCAUCACGUCUACCGUUCUCACCGGAAAUGCCAGAAUGAAGGAGCGCCCUAUCGGACCUCUCGUGAAAUCACUCCGCUCGAUGGGCGUCGAGGUUCACUACAACGAGAGAGAGGGCAGUCUCCCGCUGCGUAUCUCUGCUUGCGGAGGCUUCGGUGCCACCUCAGGUGACAAAGCUUUCUCGGGCGAGAUUGAGCUGGCAGCAACGGUGUCGUCGCAGUAUGUCUCUUCCAUUCUCAUGGCUGCGCCGUACUCCAAGAAGCCGGUUACGCUCCGUCUAGUGGGAGGGAAGCCCAUCUCUCAGCCGUACAUCGACAUGACGAUUGCGAUGAUGGCGGCGUUCGGCGUUCAGGUGGAGAAAUCGCAGACUGAGCCUAACACGUACCAUAUCCCGAGCAAGCCCUAUACUAACCCCGCGGAGUAUGUUGUUGAGAGCGAUGCUAGCUCUGCCACUUAUCCGCUUGCCAUCGCUGCUAUUACCGGGACCACCUGCACGGUGCCUAACAUCGGCUCCGCUUCCCUUCAGGGCGAUGCUCGCUUUGCCGUGGAGGUUCUCCGUCCCAUGGGCUGCAGGGUGGAGCAGACUGAAACGUCCACCACAGUCACAGGUCCUCCAAGAGGUCAAUUGAAGGCUGUCAAGGAGAUUGACAUGGAGCCUAUGACGGAUGCUUUUCUCACCGCUUCGGUGUUGGCUGCAGUGGCGUCGUCGAAUGGGGAAACAUCGACGACGAAGAUUUAUGGCAUUGCCAACCAAAGAGUCAAGGAAUGCAACCGCAUCCAGGCGAUGGAGGAUGAGCUCGCCAAGUUCGGCGUCGUUUGCCGACAAUUCGACGAUGGCAUCGAGGUGGACGGGCGCGCGUACCAGCUCGAUCCUGCCAAGGAAGGCAUCCAUUGUUAUGAUGACCACAGGGUUGCCAUGAGCUUCGGCGUCCUAAGUCUUGUUGCGCCCAGCCCCGUGCUGAUCCUGGAGAAGGACUGCACGGGAAAGACCUGGCCUGGAUACUGGGACAUUCUCAAUCAGCUCUUCAAGGCGCAACUGGAAGGCGUGGAGCCACCGCGUGUUUCCAGGGAGAGCCAUCACGGUCUAAAAGCGAACGACAAGUCCAUCAUCAUCAUUGGCAUGCGAGGCGCUGGCAAGACUACCACUGGUGGCUGGGCGUCACGGAUUCUCGGAUGGCCUCUGGUCGAUUUGGACACUGCGCUGGAGGAAUAUGUUGGUGUUUCAAUUCCGGAACUCAUCAAGGAGCGAGGUUGGGAUGGCUUCCGUGAUGAAGAGGUCAAAUUGCUGCAUAGGGUCAUCAAGGAGAAGCCCACUGGCCAUGUCUUCGCGUGCGGUGGUGGCAUCGUUGAACUUCCCGAGGCGCGUAAGGUCCUCCGUGAUUACCAAAAGAAUGGUGGAAUUGUUCUGCUGGUCACUCGCGACAUUGAGAAGGUCAUGAGUUUCCUCCAGGUCGACAAGACGCGCCCCGCUUACGUUGAGGAUAUGAUGGGCGUAUGGCUGAGACGAAAACCAUGGUACUUGGAGUGCAGCAACUACCACUUCCACAGCCAGACUGUUGAUUCCGCUGGCCUUGCCAACACACUGGAGGACUUCGCGAGAUUUUUGAGACUGAUCUCCGGAAAGGGCGAGGCGCUUCAGAAGUUGAGGAAGAAGAAGCAGUCGUUCUUUGUCUGUCUCUCAGCUCCUCAGAUCGCGCCAUGGGUUGAGACUCUGCCCAAGAUCGUUGUCGGUGCUGACGCUGUAGAACUGCGGGUGGAUUUGCUGGAAGAUCCCAACUCAAAAGAGGGCAUGCCGUCGCCGGAGUUCCUCGUCGAUCAGUUGGCAUUGUUGCGUACAGUUACCACUAUCCCCCUCAUAUUCACACUGAGAACAAAGUCACAAGGCGGUAAAUUCCCAGACGACGCAUAUGCCGAAGCACAACAGCUCUACCGCACUGCCUUGAGGUUAGGUGUGGAGUUCUUGGACCUCGAAAUGACCAUGCCAGAAGAAAUUCUCCGCGAGGUGUCUGAAAACCGGGGUUUCACGAAUAUCAUUGCUUCACAUCACGAUCCGCAAGGUCAACUGUCGUGGAGUAACGGAUCCUGGAUUCCGUUCUACAACAGGGCUCUACAAUACGGCAACGUAAUCAAGCUGGUCGGCACCGCGAAGAAGCUGCAAGACAACUUUGCUCUUGCGGAGUUCAAGGCCUGGGCCGAGAGCUCGCACCCCAUCCCUAUAAUCGCCAUCAAUAUGGGAGAACAUGGCAAGCUGAGCAGGAUAUUGAACAACUUCAUGACGCCUGUAUCGCACCCCAUUCUGCCUUCAGCAACGGCUCCUGGCCAACUCUCUGCCACCGAUAUCCGUCGAGGAUUGUCCUUGAUCGGUGAAAUACAACCGAAGAAAUUCUAUAUAUUCGGGUCUCCAGUACAGCAGAGUCGCUCACCCGCUAUGCACAACACUCUCUUCCGUGAGACCGGCCUACCCCAUUCCUACGGCAUCUUCGAGACGGCCGAUGUCAAUGACGUGAAGGACCUCAUCCGCUCUGGAGACUUCGGUGGGGCAUCUGUCACGAUACCUCUGAAACAAGACAUUCGUCCACUGCUUGACAGCGUAGGCCCGGAAGUCGAUGCCAUCGGUGCCAUCAAUACCAUCGUUCCGGUAACCAAUACGGACGAGAACGGUAACACCACAACCGAGCUCGUCGGCCGCAACACUGACUACCUCGGCAUGGUCCUUGUCCUCCGCAACAUGGGUGCCCAAGGCAGCGCGGGCCUCCAAAGCGGUCUCGUCAUCGGCGGCGGCGGGACCUCCCGCGCGGCCAUCUACGCCCUGCACGAGAUGGAAUACUCACCAAUCUACCUCCUCGGACGCACCCGGUCCAAACUAGAGAAACUCGUCCAAGAUUUCCCUCAAAGCUACGACAUCCGCAUUAUCCCAGACGUCGAGUACCUCUCCACACUUGACAAGAUCCCCACGGUCGCCAUUGGCACUAUCCCCGCCGACCAGCCCAUCGACCCGUCCAUACGCGAGACCCUUUGCGCGCUUUUCGCCAAGUCCAAGAGCGAGGACGAACAGCCCAAGGCAGAUGCUCCCAUUGGGACUUUGCCGCCUGGCGGAAAGCGUAUUCUGCUAGAGAUGGCAUAUAAGCCCUCUGUGACGAGCUUGAUUCAGCUGGCGCAGGAUAGUGGCUGGGAGACUGUGAGUGGGCUCGAGGUGCUGGUUGGGCAGGGGGUGAAGCAGUUUGAGUAUUGGACGGGGAUCAAGCCGCUUUAUGAGGUUGCUAGGGAUGCUGUUAUGGCUGGAUAGCUGUUGGGUAUUUCUCGGGUUCGAGAGGGAAGGGAGGAUUGUGGAAUGGGCCGGCUAAAUCAUGUUUCGUAGGGGAUAUUUUGGAGUUGCAGAAAUGUGAAUGCAAAGUUGUGUG
Messenger RNA from Westerdykella ornata, 5092 nucleotides. RefSeq names its product Pentafunctional AroM protein. Bases 172 to 4977 code for a protein of 1601 amino acids. Gene Ontology annotation, molecular function: shikimate 3-dehydrogenase (NADP+) activity; 3-phosphoshikimate 1-carboxyvinyltransferase activity; 3-dehydroquinate dehydratase activity. The record is from RefSeq and is a predicted model, not a curated record. NCBI's taxonomy places the organism in Eukaryota, Fungi, Ascomycota, Dothideomycetes, Pleosporales, Sporormiaceae. Gene Ontology annotation, cellular component: cytoplasm. The transcript has 3 exons. Gene Ontology annotation, biological process: aromatic amino acid biosynthetic process; chorismate biosynthetic process.